Messenger RNA from Trichobilharzia regenti, 4018 nucleotides. The record is from the annotation of a GenBank genome assembly. NCBI's taxonomy places the organism in Eukaryota, Metazoa, Platyhelminthes, Trematoda, Strigeidida, Schistosomatidae.
CUUUCCAUCCUGAUAGUACACCGUUAACUCUAACCUUCUGCCUUCUAUCCAUUAAGUAAUCUCUAAACCACUCAAAUAGGCAUUGGUCUAGUCCGAAGCCUUUAAGUUUACUAAGGAGACCUAAUUGGGAUACUUUGUCGAACGCCUUGCUAAGAUCAAUAAAAACCACGUCCAACAGAUGGUUCCUAUCUCUGGCCUCAACCCAGUCUUCCCUAGCCAAAAGUAGGUUUGUCAAGCAGGAUCGUCUUGGUCGGAAUCCAUGCUGUUCCACAGCCAACAAGCCAUGUGUUUCAACAUAAGCUAAUAGUUGAUCCCUUAUAAUAGUUUCCAAUACCUUUGCAAUAAUGCAUGUUAGCUGGAUGAAUGCAUGUAUCGCGAAUGGUACGAUUUCUCCAUGGAUCAUGUGUGUAUUGACUGGGAGACAUUCUUACACAGUGUAGUACCAAGUUUGCAAUAUUUCUUAGUGUUUUUUCAACGACUAUACGACUUUUUUUGCAUCUGAAUUCUGACUGGUUGUUCAAGAUCACUGUAGUUUUGUCUAUGAUAGUUUAACUUUCCCCUGUCCCCAGCUAGCAUUGACUUUGGGUACAUCGUGGAAACUCUAGGCCACUCUUCGGGUGCACUACAUACCUUCUGGAGAGACUUAGGGUACAGUGCAGACAACUUUCCUGCUUUCUUUAAUGUACUCUAUGUUUAUCUUUGGCCGAAGUGUUUGCAAUGGGCCCGGAUAUGCUAGCUCGGUUACUUAAUCAUGAAAGGUAUACAUGAGUGUAAAAGUUUCUAUUCUUACUGAAAACCAUGCACGAGUGAAUACUGUUCACAUCUAAAAGUUUGACACUUGAAACACUAACAUCUGCUUCUUUUCCGUGUUCGUCCAGUCAUAAGCAGAUUGAUGAAUUACCGGAGUCAAGGCAGGUGUUCUUGGAGUAGCAGCAAUAUUCCACCCUUAUUCUCUGUUGAUAACGUGUGUCUAGAUGGUUUGAUUGUCUCCAUUGCUGGUCCUAUGUCGGUGGUCACGGGGAAGUUUUUAUGAGACAUGGAAUGGUGUUUCUCUGGCUGAGACAGCUGGUGGUGGUCACAGAAGUAAGGGAAAAUGCACUGUUUAGUAGCAUGAAGCUGUGAUAGGCAAAAAGUGUUUUGGUGGCAUUUGUGGAGUUUCGCACCAAGUCGGCAAUAGUGACCCAUUUUUCACCUCUUCAGAUAAUCAUCUUUGGCGUAGAUGUGGUUCCAAGCGAUUGAACAAAAGAUGUGUGUACUGUGCAGUAGUUGGCUGCGCCCUUUAUGGCUGCGAGGUUCGGCCAUUGGAAGUGGUAGAUAUGAAGAGGUCAGUUAUCUCUGACCACUGAUUCUUGCGUCCUAUAUCUUGUUAGGUGUGAUAAUAUGGUGAGCAAUAUUGAGGUCCGUGUACCAAACCAAAAGCACACUGACUCUAUGGGGAUAGGUGGUACUACCCAGUUGUCUAGGCUAAAAGAGGCGAAGCAGGACUCAAACCUGAAAUCCACUGACCAGAAGCCUGUGUGCCUAAGCUAAUGAGUUCCAUCUUCACAAUAACGAGGUUAAGAGUAGUGUUAGGUAAGAAAGGAAAGUCAAUCGUUGAGGCUGUGAAACUGACGAACGGCCACCUAACUUAUCGAGAAAUGUAGGCUGACAUAAGAUUAUGUUGGAAAGGAUUUUGAGGUAGUUAAUUAAAGACGUGAUAUUAAUCCAUGAAGUCUUUGACUGUUGGUUUGAGUCACGCAUACAGGUGCAGGGUGGUUGGGUCCCUCAAACGCUAAAUACUAGUGGUUGGAGGCUGUUGGUGAUAUGGUUAAAAAUCGUUCUCAGUGACGCAGAUGCAUUCACUAUUUAUAAACUCUUGGAUCCAUCACAUUCUCUGUUUAGUUCUUCCUUUCGUGCAUUUCCGUUUAUUACGGCUUAUUUAUAGUUUUCCUUUAGUUCUGUGUGCUUCAUAAAAUGUGGCAACUUGGACUGCUGUACUCAUGUUUAAAUUCAGUCCAGUUACUCAACAACAACCUGCAUUUCCAUACAGUUAACAAUGAAUGAAACCGUUGAAGUUAAUGGCUAGUGAUGCAAGAGACUUUGAAACAGUUAAUAAUAGAGAAAAUCAGGCUAGUUUAAGCGUUUAAAAAAGUACGGGAAUACUAGAUAGGUUCCUUGCCUUGAAACGUUGUAUAAAUAACUCCCAGCUCCAAAUAAGAGUGUCGGUACUCAUCUAGAUGAUAACUAUGGAUAAACGUAAGCUGAUUUGGGAUAGCAGCAUAGCUGACUUAUUAGUUACCCGAAGGAAAUACCGUGUGCUGUAAUAUGCCUAUCGUUGUCACAUCAGCUUGAUUGGACAAGCUAUUUACCCUGAGGUAGUGACAGCUUUUAGUCUCUGUUACCAUGAUAGAAUCUGCAGCGAGAUUCGUUAUAGGUAGUGCGACUCGGGUCAUUGCGACAUACAAUCCCGAUCAUCAGGUUGCAUUUGGUUCUGGACUUUAAUGACAGGAAGACGUUAGGAAGCGUUACGGAGAUUGCUAGCGAAAGUUGGUAUUGGCUAAAGAUGUGUUAGAAUCUGCUCAAAGAUUCAGAAGACGGUGCCUAUUAUCAGACUUGCAGUCAGAUCGACAAAUAUCAUUAUCAUUCCCUAUCCAUACAAACCCAUUCUACGGAACAACACACAACUGUCCACUCGGGUUCAGUCAAGCAGUGAUGUUUCUCUUUCUUGAAGCUCAGUGCUAUCCCUACAACAUAAAGUCCACAAGAACUAACCAAUAAAUCGCCUGAUACCUGUGUGGUGAAUUCUGUAGAUUCAGCGUAUUGCUUAUGAGGAGUUGAAUGAGUAACAGUACUUGGGUCCUGUAUAAGUACAACAUACAUCCAAAGACUGAUUUAAUUCAUUUUUAUCCAUGUAAAUAUGUGUAAUUUAGUGCAAGAUACUCUUGAGUCAGUUUUGAGGGUUUCUACAUUUAUCGUAUAUUUUACGGGUAUGAAGUACAUACCAAGCCAGUAUGUCUUACCAGCGCUUUCGACUAACAAGAAUAUUGUGUGUGUGUGUGUGUGUGUUUAUGUUCUAGAUAGAGAAUCAGUCUUCACGGGGCAAAGAAAGCGGAGUUAUUUCUUUCAGCACAUCAGUCUUUCUGUGUAGAGUGUAGUUACUGCAGUAACUGAAACGAAGGAGAGAUGCAGUAUGUGGUAGCAACUGACUACAGGUUUUAUUUAAGUGUAUUACGGGUUUUUAUUUUAUCAUGCAUCUGCUACACGCGAAGCUAAAAUUUGUUGUCUAGGAUUUUCUCCUUAUCGAAAGCCUGUUCACUGUGAUUUUCUGCUUCUUUUGUACAUUUUACGUUUCAAACUUUAGAAGUGUGGAAAUAUAUUCCUUUUUUGCAAUUGACUAUGUUAAGUGUGUAUAGGUGAAAAACUGACACCAGGUUGAGUUCAUGCUUUUUUAUAAUUAUUUUUAUUGAUUUGGAAAAAUGUCUUAUGUGCAUUAUAUAAUUAUUUUGAUGUGUUAUUAAAGCUUGUGUAAUUAUUGUCAUUUUGUCUACAGAUCUGAUAAAUGCUCCGCUUAGACUGCUGUCUGUUUGCUCUUUACUUGGCUGUUACGCGAAUUGUUGUUUAUGUGGCUUCUGAAGAAUUGUCUGUGUCGCCUAUCGCUCAAGCAUUACGUGUUGGUGAAUCUGGGAUUUUUGAAUGUUCCACAGAAAACUCAAGUCAUGCUUCAUACCUACAGUGGAUACUGAACGAUGAUACAGUUCUUCUAAAUGGUAAUCAGUCAGCAGAUGGUCGAUUUGCCAAUGAAAAUGGUAUCCUGACAAUGAGUAAUCUUACUGUACAGCAUUCUGGUGAAUAUCAGUGCUUCGAUCCUGAGACAAAUAGCAAUGUAACAAGCCAUCUAAAGGUAUAUAUUAUGCCAUCUUAUGUACUCGAAGGAUCUAUUGUUAUUGCUGUUAAUGGUGUUCUCUUGAUCCUAUUUAUCUAUUCAGUCAUCAAGACUUAUCGGGAACAGAAUCGAAAAGAUCGUAUGCAUGCUUUUUAA